AUGGUCGAAAUAAUGGCAAUGCUGUUGGUUACUUGGCUGGCUUUGGCCAGUUCCUUGCAGCUGGAGUUCGAUGAAAUCGAUUCCCUGGAGGGCUAUCAAUUUAUGGAAUUACGUCCACUUGCGAUGGAGUUCUCACAGCACUUUAGGAAUAUAACUGAAAAAGACCUGGAUUUACCUAGCAGCAGUCAGCAGGAUUCACAAUGCUUGGCUGAUAUGACACAGCUGCUGAGUGCGUUUAGAUUGAAAAAAAUUUGGGCCUUAAAGAUGUUCGACGCAUGGGGCACAUUCCCCAAGGGUGUGCUGUAUGGCAACAAAAUAGAUUUGGGCAACUAUGAUGAGUGCAUUGGGAUUAACAAGGCUAUUAGUGAUAACCACGCUAUAAAGGGCAAAUAUUGCUUUGCUGGCGUGCCUUUCGUCAGAGGCAUUAUACUAAGGACAGCCGUUUGCUUUCCCGCCUCCUGCAACGCAACGCACAUGGAUAAGUUUCUACAGCCCCUGCUGGAGAAACUAUUAAAUAUAAAAACCACAAAAGCCCUGGUAAGUGAAGACUCCUGCAGAACCAAAGAGCGCAUAGAAUACGAUGGUCUUACUAUAUUUACUAUUGUUAUCGUCUCAUUACUGCUCGCUGCCGUUGUUUUGACAACGGCCUACGAUUAUUUCUUCUGUGAAGAUCAAAACCAACUGCCCGCCUUGAUUAAGAUCUUCUCAGCACGCGCCAACUCCCGUGUGCUAUUCCGCCUCGUCCAGCCCAGGUCGAAUCCAAAUGUUAUCGAUUGUCUCAAUGGCAUGCGGUGCAUGUCGCUCAUCUGGGUGCUCUUUGGCCACCAAUACUUGUUCGCCUUGAUGGCGCCAAAUAUCAACCAAUAUCAAUUGAAAUGGUGGUUCGGGAAGCCCUUCACAAGCUUUGUGCUGCAUGCUGGCUUCUCUGUGGAUACAUUCUUGUUCCUUAGUGGCCUCCUGCUGGUCGUGAUUUCGAUGCGUUCUCUUGAAAAAUCAAAGGGUAAACUGAAUAUUCCUAUGAUGUAUCUCCAUCGCUAUUUGCGCCUCACUCCAGUAGUGGCUCUAGCCAUACUCGUCUACAUGACUCUAUUGCCAUUUAUGGGUGAUGGUCCUCUAUUUGAUAGCAUUAAGUUCGAUGACUAUAAUCAUUGUAAAAGCACCUGGUUCUGGACUUUGCUCUUUCUACAAAACUAUGCGACGCCAGACCUAUGCAUCAAUCAUAGCUGGUAUUUGGGCGUGGAUAUGCAGCUGUAUAUACUCUCUCCCAUAUUUCUGCUUUCCUUGUACAAGUGGGGCAAGAAAGCUGCAGCUGGAAUCUUUGUGCUAAUGCUUCUGCUCUCCGCAUGCCUCUUUAGCACAAUGAUGGUCAAGCAAUAUCCCAUUCAUAUAGAAAUUGGCGUCACUCCGGACGAAGCUCAACGCAAACUCUACUAUGCCACCCAUGUGCACGCAGCUCCUUGGCUGAUCGGCGUACUCUUUGGCUACUUCCUGCAUGUGAAUCGCAGCAGGAACUUUCAGCUGAAUCGCAUUGAGAUCUGGCUGGGUUGGAUCGUCAGUUUGGGUUUGAUCUUCACAUGCAUCUUUGUGCUAUAUCCAUUUGCCGAUUGGCUUAAUCCGCCAUUGAGUAUGCUGGAAGAGGCAUUUUACUACACGCUAGCUCGCAUCGCCUGGCCCCUCAGCUUGUGCUGGGUGGUCUUUGCCUGCAUGAGGGGCUACGGUGGCUUGGCCAAUAGUUUUCUCUCCUGCCCACUGUGGCAGCCGUUGUCAAGGAUCUCAUACUCUGCCUACAUAUUUCACAUAUUCAUACAGCAAACCAAUGGUCGACGCAUGCGAACCGGCACAUUUUUCUCCAACUACGAUGUGAUGUUACUUUUCUGGAGCGGCUUUGGCUUUGUUUUACUUUUGUCCUACGUUGUCUAUAUUAUUAUGGAGGCACCUUUCGGCGUGCUAGAGAGCAUGCUUAUGGCCAAAAGGAGAACUAGCUCCCGAAACGAACCAUCAUCAACAACAACCAACAAACUAGAACUGAAUCCACAAUUGGACUCUGAUAGACCCCAUAAUACAUAAAUCUCUGCGAAUUUCUACAGGCCUAGACACUUUAUGGAUUAUAUAGUUAAGUAUAGAUUUCUAUUUAUAAAACUACUUUUAAUUUACGAAUCUUAUCAGGUUCUUUAAUGAUAACUUUGAUUUGCACUCGUGAGCUGUCAGAAACGUGAAAUUGU
This is a messenger RNA of Drosophila navojoa, 2222 nucleotides long. RefSeq names its product nose resistant to fluoxetine protein 6. Gene Ontology annotation, molecular function: acyltransferase activity, transferring groups other than amino-acyl groups. NCBI's taxonomy places the organism in Eukaryota, Metazoa, Arthropoda, Insecta, Diptera, Drosophilidae. The record is from RefSeq and is a predicted model, not a curated record.